This is a messenger RNA of Oreochromis aureus, 2423 nucleotides long. RefSeq names its product programmed cell death 1 ligand 1-like. Bases 563 to 1045 code for a protein of 160 amino acids. NCBI's taxonomy places the organism in Eukaryota, Metazoa, Chordata, Actinopteri, Cichliformes, Cichlidae. The transcript has 3 exons. Gene Ontology annotation, biological process: cellular response to lipopolysaccharide; positive regulation of T cell proliferation; cell surface receptor signaling pathway. The record is from RefSeq and is a predicted model, not a curated record. Gene Ontology annotation, cellular component: external side of plasma membrane.
GACGUUCACCAAGUUUAAGCAGCAGUAAGUGAGAAGGCCAGAAAAAAUGAAACAAUAAAACAGGCUUUGUUUGCUCCGUAGAACGGGAAACUCAUUCGGAUGUCAUUAACAGUACAGCGCUGUGCCUGCAUUUUGUAGGCACAUUAUGCACACCGCGGCGACACGUUCACAGAAGGAGGCGGUGCACGACUCCGACGGCCCAGACACAGACGCAAACAGCGGUAGUACAAGCAAAAAUGGUAGUCCCACAGGUUCACUACUGCGCAUUGCACUAGUGCAUGCUGGUGGAUGGAAGUUUGAUUGGAGGUAGACAUCAGCCACGAGAGGCUGUUCUAGCGUUGUGAUUCGAUAGUUCAGAUUUCGUACUUCCUUUUCAAAGACAAUGCACUGAAAGCGCCAAUCGCUAAUGCGAAAGAAGUGGUUGUUUUCACGGUAAAUAACUUUCAGUACCUAAUUAAUUAGUCAGGUUUUACACUGGUUCAGUCAUUCACAGUAAAUACCACCACCUUGGGACAUUUACAACCAUCCAAGUAGAUCAUCAGCACUAACAAGGAACUAACAAAUGUCUGCAUCUAUCUUUUGUUUCCUGUCUGUGGGAUUCCUCGUGUUUGUCUCUGCAGACCAGAAAACCAUCACAGCUGAGUCUGGACAGAAUGUCACUCUGCCAUGUCGAGCUCCAAAAAACAGCAAGAUCAUAACUGUAGAGUGGCACAGACCUGACCUACAGCCAAAAUAUGUUCUUGUAUUUCGGGAUGGAAACAUUGAUCCAGUCAACCAGCAUCCAUCUUUUAAGAACCGGGUGGAUCUGCAGGAGAGAAAGAUGAAGGAUGGAGACGUGUCUUUGAUUCUGAAGAAUGUGAUGAUUAAUGAAACUGGAACAUACGAGUGUCGUGUCGUCCUAGAAGAAACACGCUCCUUACAGUCCAUAACAAACAUCACCCUGAGAGUUGAUUCUUCAGGUCAGCGAGGAAGAUCUGUUGGACUGAAAGGCGGUGUGCUAGUUUUAGGUCUGCUUUUUGUUGUUGCUGUUACUUUUGCAUUUUAGAGAAUAUCAGAGACAGGAUCCGUACCAGCCUCCUGCUGAACUACAAAAGCUUUGAAACCUCUCAGAACUUUUUCCAUCUGAACUCUGGACGCAUUCAAUGUUCAUCAUCAAUUCAUGGGUCAGAGUUGCUUUGAUGUCAAAUUUCUCUGACUAUCAUCAAACCUGUUCAGACUGUGUUAGUCUCUGUGCUGUCUGUCAGAGACUCUGUGAACUACAUUGUUUGUUCAUCUUCAGUUUCCAUAGGAUUUGUUUACGCUAAGAAGGAACUUUGUAAAUCAAUUAAUGAAUUCACUGUAUAAUACAAAAUCAUUAUCCUAAUAUUAUAUUAGUUUUUUAUAGAUUUUUAUUUUUUAUAUUAGGUUUUCCGUUCCUCUCAGCCUCCAAUUUGUUGUUCUUUAUACAACUUGAAUUCCAGAAAAGUUGUGACGUUUCAUAAAUUUGAACAACACUUGAUAUGAGCCAAUAACUUAUUAAAAACAGAACGUAAUUAACAUAAGAAAUGUUAAAACUGAGAAGUUUUACAAUUUAAUGCACGAAAUGAGCCCAGCAUCUUUGAUGAUAUGGAGGAGCAUGAGUAAAUACAUUAUGGGCAGCUUAUAUGUUUGGAAAGAACUAUGAAUGCUAAAAGUGCUAUAAAGGUUUUAGAGCAACAUAUGCUACCCUUCAGAUGAUGUCUAGUUCAGGGAAGGCCGUUUGUAUUUGCCAGUCUUUCACCUAUAGAGAACAUUACAGACGCAUAAUUAAUUAAAUGCACAAACUCUUCGGCAGAUGAAAACCUAUAUCAGGCAAGAAUUGGACAUGAAUUUCCAAACCAAAACUCCAGAAAGUCAUAACUUCAAUGCUCAGACGUCUUCACACUGGUUUGAAAAGAUGAGGAGAUGCUACACCUUGGUAAACAGGCCCCUGUUUCAACUACUCUGAGACCUGGAGCAAGCAUCUAAUUUGAAAUGAGCUCAUUUAGUGCCUGAAAGUAAAAUCUCAGUUUAAACUUUUAUUAUGUUAUCAAAGUCAGCUUUGUUGUCAAAAACCAUAUGCACAGAGCAUACACAGGAAUUUCAAAUUGCAGCCCUCAAGAUAAAAAGAUAGAAAUACAACAAUCUUAUAUACAACACAUUGCAAUAUAAUACAAUCUUACAUAAACAAAAGUGUCCAACACAGAGUGUUAUUCAUGUUCUGUUGUGAAUGAAAUAUUGGCUCAUGCUUUUUGAAAGUCUUAGUUUUCAUUUUGUUCAAAUUAACAGACUGUUCCUACUUCUCUGGAAUUCAAGUUGUAUUUUUGCUUUUUACAUUCAAAUAUGAAUAAACUUUUUUUUAUCUGUAAUUGUAUGUUUUUAUAAGAAGUCAUAUUUUGCUAAUAAAGAACUGUUAUUCGUCCAAA